UUUCGUCUCAGGACUUGGCGGGAGCGCGGUCGGCUUCCCUCCGUUGUCGCCGUUGUCUCCGCCGCGAUGGCUCCCCUCGGCAGUUGACGCUCGUGGCGCUUUCUUUCCCUCCCGGUUCUUCCUCCUCCUCCUCCUCUUCCAUUUUCGGGCUCUCCGUGAGGCCAGCGCGCUCGCGGCACCAUGAAAGUCAUCAUCGGCAUCGGCGGGAUCACUAAUGGCGGGAAGACCACUUUGACUAACAAACUCACACAGUUGCUGCCCAACUGCAGUGUGGUCCAUCAAGAUGACUUCUUUAAGCCCCAAGAUGAAAUACAGGUUGAAGAUGGAUUUAAACAGUACGAUGUUAUUAGUGCUUUGGAUAUAGAUGCAAUGAUGAAUACCAUCAGUGCCUGGAAAAAAAAUCCCAUUAAGUUUGAGCGAUCUCAUGGCAUUAAUACACUUGAUACCAGAAUCAUGGAGGAAAAUGAUGACACCAUUCAUAUUCUUAUUGUGGAAGGAUUUUUACUUUAUACUUACAGACCCCUGAUCGAUAUUUUUGACGUCCGGUAUUUUCUUUCUAUUCCUUAUGAAGAAUGUAAGAGGAGGAGAAGUUCAAGGAAUUACACCGUCCCAGAUCCACCUGGAUUAUUCGAUGGUCACGUCUGGCCCAUGUACAUCAGACAUAAGAAGGUGAUGGAGAGCCUUAAUGUUGACGUUGUUCAUUUGGAUGGGACAAGAUCGAGGGAGGAACUUUUUGACAUCGUUUACAAUCACAUCCAGAACAAUUUAGAAGAACUGAUUCAUUUGGAGCAUUAAACAAAUAGCCGGGACACUCCUGAGAAGAUAUUUCUUCGGUAGCUGUGUUUUAAUGUGUGUGUGUGCUGACUUGGCGGUACAGUUGAUUUUGUAUAAAUCCUGAUUGUAAGGGUCUAAAAUCUGGUCUUGAUUAAAACACAUCUAUUACUUUUUUUAACUGUA
This is a messenger RNA of Protobothrops mucrosquamatus (brown spotted pit viper), 957 nucleotides long. Its product is annotated as nicotinamide riboside kinase 2. Gene Ontology annotation, cellular component: cytoplasm. The transcript is spliced from 8 exons. The coding region runs from base 181 to 795 and encodes 204 amino acids. Lineage: Eukaryota; Metazoa; Chordata; Lepidosauria; Squamata; Viperidae. The record is from RefSeq and is a predicted model, not a curated record.